AUGGCCUUGCCGGAUGCCUGGGUGGUGGAUGAGGCCAAGGAGCUUCAAGCACGGCUGCCUGCAGCGCAGAAUGACGUGGCAGAGCGGCGACGGCAGAAACAGGCACCCUAUGCUCCCACGGCUCCUCGGCUUGCAGGCUUUGGCGCUGGAGGCAUUUUGCUCAAAAUGACGUCUCCAAUCCUUUUGCCUAGUUUCCUAACUCAUUGGCUAGACUCAUGCGGGCCCCAGACUUUGUCGCGGAUCCGCGCAGCUGCAGAAGCUUGUAAUGAGAAGGUUGCGUGGCCGAACUUCCUCAUCAACGGCUCCAAUGGCUCAUCAGCUUUGCGGGUUGGAACAGAUUGUAGUGGCUUGGAAGCUCCAGUGCAUGCCCUCCGUUCUAUGGGCCUGCUGCACAAACAUGUUUUCAGCUGCGAGAUCAAUCCGGCCCCCAGGACGAUGAUUGAAGCGAAUUGCUUGCCUGAGGAAGCUUUCAUGGACGACGUGAUUGUCAGCUCUGCUGGCGCAGUGCCCUUUGUGCAUUUGUAUGUGGCUGGGUUUUCCUGCAAACCAUUUUCCAUGCUUCACAACAAGACCAAGCUUCUUGAGGAAAAGGAGGCUGAGAUUUUCAAGGCAGUUCUUCGACGCAUCGGCAAGCUACGGCCUCCAUGCUUUGUCCUCGAGAACGUCAAAGGCAUCCAACGGUGCAUGGAGAAGGUACAAUCUAUGUUGCAGGACUUGGGCUACAUCGUAGCGGUUCAAUUGAUGGACCCUUCGAGUUUGGGGGAGCCCCUUCUCCGGCCACGUUUCUAUUUCAUCGGGCUGCGAACAGAUGUGGCCGCUUUCCUUGCAGGAGCCUCCAGGCACAUUCUCCAGCACAUUUGGACUGAGCUGGGGCAGGCAAAUGAACCUGCUCCUUUGGCUCAGGGCUGCUCGGCUGAUGAUUUGUUUUUGCAUUUACCCCGGGAGAGAGACGUUUGGGACAAGUUGCGCACGACAGUUGGGCAAGCUGACCAGUUUGUGUGCGAUUUGUCUCAAAGUUUGGGCCGCAACAGAGAGCGCACUGAUGGAAAGGUGCCUACCAUUACUCCCGGAUCCCACCUGAUCCUGGGCAGUGAGGGUCGAGCCCUGCUGCCGCGCGAGGCUCUUCUGCUGCACGCAUUCCCACUCCACAAGAUGACUUUCCCAAGUUGCAUCUCAGCGACGGAUCUUGAGAACAUGGGCGGUAACACUAUGCACUGCCAGGUGGUUGGCAUUGCCAUGGUGAUUGCUUUGCUUCUUGUCAAUUGGGAGCUGCCUGCAGCCCAUCAGAGCCUUCCUGCAGCGGUAGCUGCUUCGGCUCCUUCAGCUCCUUUGGCUCUUGAGGCUGCGAAGCGUUUAGAAGAGCACUUGCGCAAACGCUUUGGAAUGCAGCCACCGACAUGGAGCAAGGCUGCUGCGCUUUUGCUAUGCUAUGACUUGGGAAAAUGUCUCGUGGGCAGAGAGGCUUUUGAGAAGCCUGACCGGCGAGAGUGGAAGCCGGAGUC
Molecule: messenger RNA, 1502 nt
Organism: Durusdinium trenchii
Lineage: Eukaryota; Dinophyceae; Suessiales; Symbiodiniaceae
Source: the annotation of a GenBank genome assembly